Molecule: messenger RNA, 1632 nt
Organism: Ilex paraguariensis (yerba mate)
Lineage: Eukaryota; Viridiplantae; Streptophyta; Magnoliopsida; Aquifoliales; Aquifoliaceae
Source: the annotation of a GenBank genome assembly
AUGGCUCCCUCUGUUUUCCCUUCCUCUGUUUUCCUUUCUUCUUUGCUUAUCCUUGUUCUCUUUUCCUUCACUAUCUCUCUCCAUUGCAAUGCCUACCCUUCUCAUCACAACCCUCUUCGUCCCCACCGCCAUCAUCCUCGCUUUGCGUCUCACAACUACAGAGAUGCUCUCGCAAAAUCUAUUCUCUUCUUUGAAGGUCAGAGGUCUGGGAAGCUCCCUCCUAACCAGAGGAUGACUUGGAGGAGAGACUCUGGUCUCUCAGAUGGCUCUGCCAUGAAAGUUGAUUUGGUUGGAGGUUACUAUGAUGCUGGGGACAAUGUGAAGUUUGGGUUUCCCAUGGCAUUCACAACCACCAUGCUCUCAUGGAGUGUGAUUGAGUUUGGUGGGUUGAUGAGAGGUGAGUUGCAGAAUGCCAAACAAGCUAUUCGUUGGGGUACGGAUUAUCUUCUCAAAGCCACUGCCCAACCAGACACCAUCUAUGUCCAGGUGGGUGAUGCAAACAGGGACCAUGCUUGUUGGGAGAGACCUGAAGACAUGGACACCCCAAGAAGUGUGUUCAAAAUAGACAGAAACACCCCAGGUUCUGAAGUUGCAGCUGAAACUGCUGCUGCUCUAGCAGCAGCUUCUUUAGUCUUCAGGAGGUGUGACCCCACUUACUCCAAGCUCUUAGUCAUCAGAGCUAUCAGGGUGUUUGAGUUUGCUGAUAAGUACAGAGGUUCUUACAGCAACGGGUUGAAGAAAUUUGUUUGCCCCUUUUAUUGUUCUUAUUCUGGGUACCAGGAUGAGCUGUUGUGGGGUGCUGCUUGGUUGCACAAAGCUACCAGGAAUCCUACUUAUCUAAACUACAUUCAAGUGAACGGGCAAACCCUUGGGGCUGAUGAGUCUGACAAUACAUUUGGGUGGGACAACAAGCAUGUUGGGGCUAGGAUUAUUCUCUCCAAGGCAUUUCUGGUACAAAAGGUCCAGUCCCUCCAUAGUUACAAAGGUCAUGCAGAUAACUACAUCUGUUCUCUCAUACCUGGGAACCCCUUCUCCCAAGCCCAGUACACCCCAGGUCCUCUCUCCCUCAAUUCUCCCUCUCUGCAAAUAUACUCUGCUAAUAUAUGCUACAUAUUAAGUUUAGAACAAGUCUAUGGAGGGCUUCUGUUCAAGAUGGAUGACAGUAACAUGCAGUAUGUGACUUCCACUGCCUUCCUGCUUGUAACCUAUGCCAAGUACUUAACCUCCGCUCAUAUGAUUGUUAAUUGCGGUGGAACCAUUGUUACCCCCAAGAGGCUCCGAACCAUUGCCAAAAAACAGGUGGACUACCUGCUAGGAGAUAAUCCCCUGAAGAUGUCCUACAUGGUUGGCUAUGGUGCAAGGUACCCACAGAGGAUCCACCAUAGGGGAUCAUCCCUGCCGUCCAUUACUGCACACCCAGCUAAGAUCCAAUGCUCUUCUGGGUUUAAUAUCAUGAAUUCGCAAUCUCCCAACCCCAACAUUCUGGUGGGGGCCAUUGUUGGUGGGCCUGACCAACACGAUCAAUUUCCAGAUAAACGGUCAGACUACGAGCAAUCAGAACCGGCAACGUACAUCAACGCACCCCUUGUUGGAGCACUAUCUUAUCUUGCACACUCGUUUGGCCAACUCUAA